This is a messenger RNA of Porites lobata, 7655 nucleotides long. The record is from the annotation of a GenBank genome assembly. Lineage: Eukaryota; Metazoa; Cnidaria; Anthozoa; Scleractinia; Poritidae.
AUGAAUGGCAAGGAAGGGGACACCAUGGAGCUACAAACGUUGUUGAGCCCAAGACAAGAAGAAAAGGAAAGCGUUGAAAGUAAAAAAGAGGAUAUAAACUCAAGUGAAGGUAGCUGGUGUCGACUAUACUAUUAUUAUUACAAACUAGUAAGAAACUCUUUGGAGCUUAAAUCAAAAUUUACUAUUCAUAUUGAAAAGCGCCAGCUGGAUGAUUUCCGUUAUAAAUAAAAUCACCCUGAAUUGUACGAUCAUUUAAUUUCAACCGGAUGUCGCCCUGCCAAGGUAUUCCGAUUCUAAAAACUUUUCGUCAUCGCUGUUUCAAUUUCUUGGAGUGAAACUAAGUUAACUAGUCUCCCUACCAAGGCAAAACAAAGCAACACAAAAUCAUUACUCAUUUGCGAUGGGAGAUCGCCCUCACAUGGAAGUCCUCCAGCUGGGUAAACUCUUUGCUACCGUGGAUGAAUAGCUGAAUGUCCUUUGUAUCACACUGUACAGAGUCUACAGUUAAACCCGAGCAACUACCUUUAGAGAGAUAUUUUCGUUUUUAUUACAUUUACGUUCGUGACAUGAACUUUUAAUACAAGCUUGUUAGUAGUUUUGACUACGUAAAAGUUCAAUUUGAACAACACUUGCCUGAGGUAAUAUAUUAUAGCUCUUUUUAAUUAGGCUCGCAUGAAUGAAUUGAAAGUUAAACUAAGCAGUAUUGGCCUACUGUAUCUUUUAUAAGGCUAUAUAUUCUUUCAGAUUUUUAAAUAAAAAAAUCAGUAAACUAAAGGUGCAUUUUUUUUUCAGAAAUAAGAAAUUACACGCUUUGGAAAAACGCAGCUAUUUUUAUUUCUUGUGCUUCCAUUAUUUUUACCACUGUGUUUGGUUUAACUUUCUUCGGUAAGUAAACACGCAGUUUUGUUUCAGCCUCUUGUGGUUUAUAUAGAUGCUCCAUUUUUUAAUAUUGUUACUGUUUUAUUUUCGAAUAGUAACUUCUCAAAUUGCUAAAAGUCCAGCAGCUUUUGGAUUUGCCGUAAGUCACAUUUUCAUUCGUUUUAGUGUAAUACGAAAUUAAUGUAAACAAGGUAAACGAAAUGUACACUUAAAUUAGAAGAAUAAUUUCCAUUUAGUUCUUUGAUCUCUAAUAGCUAUUUGGAAAGUAGUGAUUUUCAGCUAUAGAAAUGUUAAACGUGAACAAUGGUGAAAAUUUACGCAGUAUCCUUAAAAAAGUAGCCCUUUUAGUGUUUAUAAGGUUUAAAGUCAAACCAACGAAGACAGGGUUGUUACAGCUGUAACAUUAUUUAAAAUAAACAUAAACGUUACCAUUAUAGUCGGCUUCAUCUGACACAUUUACAUACGGCAACUCCAAUGAAUAUUGUACUUGAAUUUUGAUUGGGAAACUUUGGCUGUUAUAAACCUAACUAUACUUAUUACUACCUUGCUUUUCUAGGAAUACAUUUUUUUUUCUUUAAUUUUUAUUCUUCCACAGGUGUGUGAAAAACAAAUUUUAAAAUAUUCUUUGUAAACAACUAAAAAACAUUUUACUUGAAAAGGCUGAAUUAAAACAUGAUACUGUAGGAACAAAAUACAUUACAAUACAAAGACUAGAUGAACUCUUCGAACCUUUAUCAACGGCGUCUUCACCACAAUAGCAGCUUUCGUUUAUUUCAUUAUUCUAUUUUUUCUUUGAUUUAAUAUACAUUGGUUUUUUUUUAUUCCGAUGAAAAGUCGAUAAAUUCGAUUUUCAUAACAUGUUUCAUGAGAAUUUCAACGCGAAGAGGGAGAGGGAGGCGUCCAUUCCUGAUCUUCCGGUUCUUCGCCUGCGCGUAAUUUGACGCCCUUCCUUCUGGUUUACGAUGCUGAAUAGCGUACUGACUUUGAAAAGUCUAAUUCCAGUUUUACGUGCUUUAAAGCACUACAACCGCUCCACAGCUUCACUGACAGUUUCCCUUAUGAUAAACCAAAAAAGCACAAUAUUCUGUUUCAAUACCAAUUUGCCGAUUUCGCAAAGGUAACUCAACAUCUCAGGCCAUAACUGAGCUCACUGACACUCUAAGGAAGGUUAUUGAUAGCAACCUAUACACCUCUGAUGUUUUCCUGGAUUUCUCGAAAGCGUUCGAUACUGAAAAUCACGAAAUUUGUCUCCAAAAGUUAGAAGCAUAGGGUAUUACAGGUUUGAAAUGGUUCAGUAGCUACUAGACUUUCAAAAAAGUCCUUCAUCUGAUCUGAUAUGGCGCGGGGACUCGCGACUUCGUCGCUCGCUUGGCCGCUUCAGGGCCUAAAUAGCUCGCUCCGUUCUGCUUAAAAAACUCGUGGGGUCGACUUGUAGCUAGUCCAAGUAGCUACCUAACAAACAGGCAACAGCGACACUGCACUACGAAAGGCAGGCCUGCUCCACACGUAUCCGGAUAUUUUUGAAUCCUCAACUUUUCCUUUCCGGAUACGGCUUCCGUCCACACGUAUCCGGUGAAUCCGGCAGACGAAUCCGCUCUUCAGAGUUGAAUACGCUACGAAUCCGGAAUAGUGUGGACCCUUGAUCCAGAUAUCUUUUUUAUUCGGUGACGUAACAAGAUCGAGCCCAGUUCUUUACCGUGAAUACUGUAUUCAAGAUGGUAACCUCAACGCAUGUUCUGUUGCCAAUAUUCCCAGAGGAGUCCAGGGUACCAGGAUGAAUCCGGAUACGUGUCGGACACGUGUGGACGGGUAAAUUCGAUUUGAAUACGGAUACGUUUGGACGUGGAAAUUUUUUAAUCCGGAAAGAAAAAGUUGCGAGUUCAAAAAUAUCCGGAUACGAGUGGAAGGGGCCACAGAAUUGCCUAUGCAAACGAUGAGCUGUGGAAUUCCCAAGGGUAGCACAUUAGGACCAUUACUUUUUAUUAUUUAUAUAAACGACUUACCCAACUGCUCCGUUGAUGAUAACAACGCAUUCGACUCGGCGAACGACCUUAAAACCCUUGAGGCUCUUGUGAACUGCGAACUUAAUUUGAAAAGGUGAAAGAAUAGAGUGAUGUAAAUAAAUUGUCUGUAGGUACGGGAAAAACUAGCUUUAUAAUAAAUGAGUCAACUGAAAAAAAAGGCUAGGACAGUUAAAUAUUCAUAUAAGAAGCCAGAAUGGAACGUGCUACUCUCUGGUUCGCAAGGGCCAAAAAAAUAUUUAGGGUAAUGAUCAAUGAUCAUGCAUCUCAAGGGAAUAGCAUAUCUCAUAUAUUUGCACACGAAUUGCCGUUAAUAUAAAAAUCAGGGCCUUUUCUAUCUGUUAAGUUACUACAACUUAAUUUAUCCUUACGUAUUAUAAAAAAGUGCAAAUUAAGCAAAAUCUUGUAGCUUGGUUAAUAUCCUUUGUAAACAAACAGGGUAUAGAUAUCAAGAGUGCUCUCCCGUUGCUGAAUUUGCUAGACAUGAUACUCAGUAUACAACGUUUAUUAUCUGCAUACCUUAAAAUUUACCCAUCUCUGGCAUAAAGGUUUACUACCCGAUAUAUUUCGAGACGCCUUUCAUUACGCUAGAAUGUCCAAUAGGUCGCUUUUUCAAAAAAAUCAAACGUUAUCUACUGUCCGGGCAAUAUUUGCCGAAACCAAACAUUACCUAAUUCUGCCUAAACUCACUUUGUUUUAAAACUUCUCCGUAUUACUUUUGCAAAAAAAUAUUGUAAAUUGUUCUUUUCUGUUUUAUGAUUUAUUUCAAUUCAGUAUAUAUUUUGCUCUUUCUGGUUCCUCGCCAGUAUAUAUUUUUAACGAAACGUAAUCAGUAUUAUGGUGGCCAACUUAGUCAUCAUACUCGAACUUGAAUAUUAAUAGAAACGUUUAUAAAUGUAACUGGGAACAACUAGCUAAAAAGGCUGAAACUUAGCACUAGGUAAAAUAUUGAAAGAAAAUAAACUGAAUUGAAUUGAAACCCAUGCGCGUAAGUCAAAAGCUUUAUUAAGCCCAUCGAAAUCUAAUCAGGAAUCAGAAAUCAUUAAUCAGACGGCCCCUUUGCGCUUGCGUAAAAGAAGGGUGGGAUUUUAAGUCCAAGUAUCACAAUCUAUGAAUCAGCACAGAGUUUUAUUAUGAGUACUAGCAUGAUUAUUUAUCGCUUUAGUUUGAGCCCUAUUUGAUUUGCAGUUUGCGGCUGUGUUGGACUCGUUCACUUCAGCAAUUGUUUUGUGGAGAUUUGCCGGAAUAGAACGCAAUGACUCCGAUUUCUCCGAACGCGAACAAGAAAAAGAAAGAAGGUAUGUCAACAAAUUGUUUGUUCGAAUUACCCUACAGUAGCGGUCAUUUGAUAGCCUGAGUAAACAGACGACAUUUAGAGACUCUACCACCGGUUUCCCGCGCCAAAUGACGUCUGAGAAACGAGCGCAGAAAUUGCAUAUUGAUGACACGUCACUACCGAGAUCUGGGUAGCGCUUCUGGUUGGUUGCAUCAAAUUUCCCACGCGGCACUACCAAUCAGAAGCACGACCCAGUUCUCGGUAGUGACGCAUCAUCAGUAUGGAAUUUCUGCGCUCGUUUCUCAGACGUCAUUUGGCACGGAAACCAGUGGUAGCGUCGCCAAAUGUCGGCUGUUUUCUCAGGCUAGUCAUUUGACAAUGAGGUGUGCAUCCAGUUUACUAAAGCAACUGCUCCUUGUAAUUGAAUCCAAGAAAUCUUGGAAUCUGGUUUCCAUGCCAUGGACCCCGGAUUCCAGGUACGAGAUUCCAGGAUUCUUUGUCAGUGGAACUUGGAUUCCGGAUUCCUUAAGCUGUAUUCCGGAUUCCAAAGCCCAGAAUUCCUGUUUUUACAAGCAAAAAUUUUCCGGAUUCCGGAAUCCCUUACAUGGGUUAGAUCCUGGGAAGUUAAAACAGUCCAUUCCAGUGUAAAGUUGGAAAUGACUGUGGAAUGAAAGAACUAAGAUGCGUCUAUUUGAAGUAAAUAUACCAGUCACAAACCUGUUAACAGGUCUGUAUAUUAUCGUUUAUUUUCAAAUUUCGGGCGCCUUUCUCCUACCCUAGGUGCCAGAGACUUUUCAAGCUCAGUCACGGUUUCAGGCACGUCUUUAUAUUGUCUUUAUAGCGAAAAACUUCGCCACUAGUGGCUUUGAAAGGCCAAGGACGUAUCGGCCUACGCCGACCCGAAGCAUCUCCGCCGCACUCAAUCGCCGUACCCGAGAAAAAUACCACCGGUAGCGGUAUUUGUGAAUAGUCUUCUUUAGGUCGGUUGAAGCAAACUUUAUUUGAACGUGUCAUUGGGGUUUGUAUUCAAGGGUAAUUUUUGAUACGAGAAGGGACUAUUCAUAUCAUAAUACCCGUCUGGAUCUCAAAAAAAGCGAUUGCUUGACAUUUUACACUGUAUGCUUCAUUUUGCUUCAUUUCUUUACCGCAGGGCUUGUAUAGCAAUUGCUAUUUGUUUUAUCCUUUCCUCAUUUGCCAUAGCCAGCAAGGCUGUAUAUACGUUAGCAGUAAACGGAACUCCUCGCAAGGUAUUUUAAUACACUGAGCCAUUCCAAAUCGUAUCCAAAGUCCACAGGCUUACCGGUCAGGUCAGCGGAGAAACGCCAGGACAGACUUACGGCGAUCAUGAGCUGACCAAAGAGCUUGAGAACUUUGGGUAUAAGAUUAGGUCAAAUAUUCUUUUUUUUUUCAUCCUGAGACGCUGACAAGCAAUAGGGACGUGAUACCAACAAUAGAAAAUAUCCGUUCUUAUCCCUAACUGCCAAGAGCUAGGAUUGUUCAAAGAAAUUAAUUCUACGUAGAGAUAAAGAAAUGAAAAUACACAACCGUACACAUGCUUUCAGUCGAGGAAGCCCCUAAAACCGACAGUAUUUUGGCCCUACUUUACUUUUACUUGAGGUGCGUAUUCCACACACUAAAAUGGCUCCCACAAUGCAAAGCUAAAACACAUAUUUUAAAUAUACAGUGCAAUGUAGGUGAAAUUGAAGUGAGAGACUAAACCGCCCUUUGUAUAUAGGAUAAUGCCAGAGCCCCAAGGCCUUCUUAAAAAUCAUGACCGAGCGCGUAGCCCUAGGUUAUUAUUUUGUGCGUUGUCCGAUUCAACGCACCUUUGCAUUGUUUUAGAACCACUGAAGUGGAGUAGUGGGUUAUUUUUAGUAUCCUCUUUCAUUUGUUGAAAAUGACAACCUGCGAAACAAAUGGUAAGGAGCUAAAGUUUGAAUUCACUAUUUUCACAUAGACAAUAAUGCACUUUGUUUACCUCCCAAAAUUUUGCGUAACCAUUGUCUUUGAUUUCUCUUCGGAUGACUGUAAUACCCCAGAGAAAACGGAAACAAAGGCUAUGCAAAAUUUGGGGCGGGGGGUAAGCAAGGUGCUUUAUGGUCUAUGUGAAAAUGGUGAAUAACAAAUUUGACCGUAAGAUGUUUCCUAAUGUUUCAGCAAUAUUUGAUGGAAAUUCUCUCGAUUGCAAGUCUUCUGUUUCUCAUUUUCCUGGUUGGUGUCAAGUGCUUGAUAGCCCACAAAGUCCACAGCAGAGCUAUGAGAACUGAUGGUAAUAAUAAAUACUUGGCUAAUUUAAAAUAUACUAAGGCCUGGUCAAUGACAAAAGUUUAAAAAACUGUGGAAGCGUUUAUUUUCUUGUUUACAUACGUUUGAUUACGUUAGAGGUAUGUUGCGUAUUUUCCCCAAACCUUCAAAGUCGGUUCAUUUUGGCCGAGUGAAAAACACAAACGUUUUCUGGCACCAAUCAGAAGCCAGAAAGGCGGCGACCGUUUGGAACUAGUCUGGUAAGACAUUGUCCCCAGGGGCUCUUCUUGCCGUACUUUACUUUUCUUCGUGCGAUAUUUUUCCGCCCGUUUAGACUCGCCCCCACUAUCUGCCCCUGGGUCUCCGAGGAUGACGUCUGCUGAGAAACUUCACACUAAGUUGAGUCGCAGGUUGUAGGUGCACCUUGCUGGCUGGGAACUCUUCCAUCAGUCUUGCUGGGAGUGAGGAAGAGAUGAAUUUUUCCCAGCAAUCUCUGCUGCCCAAGAUGCUUAAAAUGACUUCAGAAAGCUUUAUUCAUGCUUUUUUGUUGUUGUUGUUAGGUCUUUUUCUCAACAUUUCCCGUUGGGUGCCCCUGAACUUGUAUAGUGACGUAUUUGAGACUGAUUCAAAACUUCUCGUAUCUUAAAAUAAUUUUCCAAUAGAUAAGCUUAUUGGUAAGUCCAACCAAUACCCGAAAACUGGAUCGAAACGCCACACAAAAACAAAACAAGUGUUAAAAGAUGAUCUAGAGAGGUGCAUUGUUUACCAAUUGAACAACAUACUGUGAAAGACGACUCUUAAGAUUUUUCAUGGUAAAACCCACAACUGAUCGAUCACAAGAAAAAGGCUAACACCACAAAAUGCCCCUUUCCUCUAAACUUCGAGCUGGCCAUCAAGUUGGGGUUUCACGCCCGAUUCGUUUAGUUUCACUUGCGCAUGAUCAUGAUGUCACUUGCAACCCGGCGCGUUUGCGGAUCGCUGCUCUCGUCUGAUCUCGCUCGCUCGCUAAGAGAGCCUGCUAGCAGGCUACCAGGCUACCCUUUCUCCCCCUACAACCAUUAAUCGUCUGUCUUUUUUUGUCUUUUACAGCGUUUAACUCCCUUGCCGGAGCAGCAAUGACCCUUGGCAUGAUUGCAAGCGACGUUGUUUGUGAAAAGAACCAUAAAAUCUGCUACUUGGAUUCGGCCACAGCAAUUCUCAUAGCCAUUGCUCUUUUCUCUUAUGGCAUAUUGUAA